Molecule: messenger RNA, 659 nt
Organism: Closterium sp. Yama58-4
Lineage: Eukaryota; Viridiplantae; Streptophyta; Zygnematophyceae; Desmidiales; Closteriaceae
Source: the annotation of a GenBank genome assembly
AUGGCGGCGCUACGCUGUCCUCUGCGCUCCCGCGCGAUCCCCGCGUGUUUGAAAUCGCCUUCAGCGGCGCAAUCGUCGCUUCCGCUUACCAACCCCCGCGCGCUGGCUACCCGCUCCCUUUCCGCCACUCACCCUCUGCACGGCGCCUUUCCCGCGCAAAUCCCUGCGAGGAGAACCAUUUUCCCCGCGUCCCGCAUUCCCCGCGUUCCCCACUUCUCCGCGACAGCUUCCGGCGCUUCCCGCAUUCCGCGCGUUUCCCUCGUCUCCCCCGUUUCCCCCGCGUACCGCGAUUCCGCGCGAUCUCCUCCAUCCGCAGCUGCGGAAAGAUCGAUCAGGCGGGGAUCGGCUGCCGCUUGCGUUUCCGCCCCCGCCUUGCCGCUGAACCUGGCGCAAGUUUCCGCGCAGCUGCCGGGAGACCUGUCGGGAUACAUGGCGCGAGUCCGCGAGUGCAACGCGGGGCUGGUGGGUGGCAGGCUGGAGGCAGCGGGUGCUGCUGAGCGCACAGAGGCGGUGGGAGAGGUGCUACAGCAGCUGCGAGAGCAAGGCGUGGUGACUGGCUGGCGCAAUGAGGUGAGUGGAGAGCGGUGGAGUGCGGAGAGUGGUGGAGUGCGGUUGGAGGAGGCAGCAGGAGCUGCUGAGCGCACAGAGGGGUGGCAGGG